This is a messenger RNA of Drechmeria coniospora, 1371 nucleotides long. RefSeq lists its product as uncharacterized. Lineage: Eukaryota; Fungi; Ascomycota; Sordariomycetes; Hypocreales; Ophiocordycipitaceae. The transcript is spliced from 2 exons. The record is from RefSeq and is a predicted model, not a curated record. The coding region runs from base 1 to 1371 and encodes 456 amino acids.
AUGUACAUGCACUGUACGGUGCAGAACCGAAAUGCUUGUAUUUCGCCGUCGGUACAGUACAUGUACAUGUCCAAUGCAAGUACUCCGUACUCGGGCGAGCGAGGCACAAACACUUCCAACCGUCUCCUCGCAGCCUCGCCACUUUUCCGUUCACAUCCUAUCCCAUCUCAUCCCAUCCCAUCCCGUCACAUCCCAACUAUCCCUCGGCCUCCUACAACUACCGCUCGUCUCCCUCGCACCUUCAACUCGACCUCCUUUUCUCACUCUCCACUGGAUCGCAAUACAUUCUUCUACGCCUGCCUCUGCCGACAUCUGCCGCUCUUGCCAUCACCCUCCACUCUCUCCACCCUCAUCCUCUCCUCCUCUUUCGUCCAUUCGCCCCUGUCGGCGACGAAGCCGCGUCUGCCGACACGAGCUGUCAUCCGCCCUUCCGGCGAGCGACGACGAGCGACGACGUGCGACGAGAACGACUCGAGCCGACCUACCUUCUCGACCUACCCAAAGGCGCGCCCCGAGGCACGGCGCCGCGAGACGGUCACGAUGCUGCUCCCCUCGGCCAUCUCGUGCGAGUCGCCCCAGCCAUCCCACGGCCGUCUCCAGUCGGCCCUCUUCGCCUCCCCUCCCGCCAGCCCGCCGACGGUCUCGUCGCAAACGGCGCUCGGCAACAUCAUGACCACCUGCCGUUCUCUGCAGUCGCUUCUGGCCGCGCCGGCCUCGAUGCCGGCCUCGUCGUCGGCGCAGCUGCCCACGCCGCCUCUGGCCCACGCGCCCCCUCCGUUGAAGCUGCGCCUGCGGGCGCGACCCUGCCACGGCGGAGACGGAAAUACCAUCGCCGUUCGGCGAGUCGUCAAGCGCGCCGCGGCCGCGGCCGCCAACAAGCGACGGCGCGUCGACGAGGACGCGCACCGACCCGUCCGAGGCGAUCUCGACAUCGACCUCGACCUGGCCGAGCCGACGCCGUCGCCGCCGCAGCAGCAGCAGGCUGACGGUGGACCGACGACGCCGUCGACGCCGAAGCGCGCGCGCAUCGCGCCCGAGCAGUUGCCUCUGGGCCUCGACCGCUCCGACUUCCACGACAUGCACCUGUUCGGCCACGCAAGCGACGAGAGCGGCGGCGGCGGCACGGGCACCGACAUGGAGGUGGAGGCGGACGGCUCCGAAUGGAGCGCCGAGGAUGAUCGCAUCCUCGUCGAGCUCGUGCUCGACAAGCUGAAGCUCAGCAAGACGGAAUGGCAAGACUGCGCGCGAAGCCUGGGCAUGGACCGCCACAGCGCCAGCAGGCGGUGGAGGAGCCUCAUGACCAAGGGCGAGGUGGGCCUCAAGACGAGGGGGACCCGUCGCCGUCCCAGGCUGCACGGAACCUGGCGGUGA